Messenger RNA from Kwoniella botswanensis, 4686 nucleotides. RefSeq lists its product as uncharacterized. Bases 1 to 4686 code for a protein of 1561 amino acids. Gene Ontology annotation, molecular function: ATP hydrolysis activity; chromatin binding; histone binding. NCBI's taxonomy places the organism in Eukaryota, Fungi, Basidiomycota, Tremellomycetes, Tremellales, Cryptococcaceae. The record is from RefSeq and is a predicted model, not a curated record. Gene Ontology annotation, biological process: regulation of transcription by RNA polymerase II; nucleosome organization. Gene Ontology annotation, cellular component: nucleus; chromatin. The transcript has 24 exons.
AUGAACUCCUCACCAGCACCUCCCUCGCACCCCCUCGAACCAUCUACUUCCUUAAACCCUCCUACCGCUCACCAGCACCUCCCUUCUUCGAUGCUAGUCCCCAGUGAAUCAGUCGAGAAUGGCAAUGCCUCCAACAAACCACCUUCGUCCGGACCUAAAAUCACUCUGAACCUACCUUCUAAUCCUGCUUCCGUAUCUGUAUCAAGAAGUUCGACACCUUCUGACGAACUUACUCCCGAGCCGCAAGAACCACCUCGAGCAGAACAAGAGGUCGAAGGACAAGACGCGGACGGUAGUAGCGAUGUAGAUAUGGAUGGCAGUCAUCAGAAUGGUCAACAGGCACUGCAAAACCCCUCUGAAGGUGAAGAAGAAGUUCCUUCUUCCGACGAGGAACCAGAGGCAGACGUAGAGCAAGAUGAAGGGUACGAAGAUGAAGAUGCAGAUAUGGAAGAAGAUGACGAUGUCGAAGAAGAAGAGGAGGAUGAUGAGGAUGAAGAUGAAGAUUACGAUGAUCCCUCUUUCGGAUCUAAGAAAAAGAGUAGUAGUAAAAAAGCGAAAGUGAAAAGUGAGAGGAGGGAGAGUGCGGGUCCACCAAAGAAGAAGAAACCUUCUGCAUCAUUCCCCAUGCGUAAAGAGAAAUCCAUCUCAUCCGACGAAGAUUACGGUACCAAAUCGCACAAGAAAAAAUUCUUCUCCAAGUCUGGUGCAUCCACCGCAAACGGCGGGGGUAGGACGACGACAGGUACACCGGAUACUCCUUAUUCCGAGGCUGACGGAGCGUGGAGACGAGGAGCAGCCAAGAAGGUGGUCACGUACAAUGAAGCUGAUGUAGAUUACGGAUUGGAGGAGAGUGAAGACGAACAAGGGGAAUAUUACGGUGCUGCGGGAGUUGAAGAGGAAGAAGCGGAUGAGAUUGAUCAAGUGCUAUAUCAUUACCGUGAUGAAGCUCGAAAAGAGGAUCCCAAAGAUAUUCCUCAGGAGAAUUUGCGAUUCCACAUAAAAUGGAAGAAUUACUCGCAUAUCCACAAUACCGAUGAGACCUACGCUUUCUUGAAGACUUACAAAGGCUUUAAGAAAGUUGAAAAUUACAUAAACAAGAUAUGGACUUUGGAUCAACAGUAUCAUCAUCCUUCACCUGAACAAACUUGGAAACCUACUUCCGAGGAGUUGGAGCAAUAUGAGAUUGAUAAAGAACGUAUAAGGGAAUUGCAAGAGAGUUAUAAGACGAUCGAAAGGGUUUUGGAUGAGAAGGAAGAAUGGUCUUACGAGAAGCAGGAAACACUGACAAAAUUUUUCUGUAAAUGGUCUAACCUUCAAUACGCGGAUUGCACGUGGGAAUCCUACGAAGAAAUGAAAGAGUGUCCAGGUGCAUUAGAGUCCAUCGAAGAUUUCCACAAACGAGCAGCGAGAAAUACCGUACCUGCUCAAUCGAUCAAUUACGGCAUCAACAACCGACCUGCAUACCAGAAGAUACCUGAAGACCCAGAUUACCUCAAAUGUGGUGGUUCGUUGAAACCUUUCCAGUUGACUGGUUUGAAUUGGCUAGCCUAUCUAUGGACCAAAGGGGAGAAUGGGAUCCUAGCGGAUGAAAUGGGUCUAGGUAAAACGGUCCAAUCCGUAUCAUUUCUUUCCUACCUAUUCCACACUCAGAGGCAAUACGGUCCCUUCCUAGUGGUCGUACCACUCUCGACCAUAUCGGCAUGGCAAAUGCAAUUCCGAGUUUGGGCACCCGAUCUCAACGUUAUCUGUUAUAUGGGUUCAGCGAGAUCAAGAGAGGUUAUCAGACAGUUCGAAUUUGGACCGCUCAAGAACCUAAAAUUUAACGUACUAUUGACCACGUAUGAAUUCAUUCUCAAAGAUAGACAGGAUUUGCAGCAAAUCAAAUGGCAAAGUCUGGCUGUUGAUGAGGCACACAGACUGAAAAAUCAUGAGUCUCAGCUGUACGAGGCUUUGAAGAGCUUCUGGACUGCUUCUAGGUUAUUGAUCACUGGUACACCUCUACAAAAUAACGUGAAAGAACUGUUGGCCUUGAUGCAUUUCCUGAUGCCUGAGAAAUUCCAACUGGCCAAUGAUUUCGAUCUUAAUGAUGCCGACCAAGAAUCCAAGAUCCAAGAUCUUCACGAGAAAUUGGGUACACUCAUGUUGCGUAGAUUGAAAAAGGAUGUUAUCAAGGAAUUACCGUCCAAAUCAGAGAAGAUCCUCAGAGUGGAAAUGUCUGCUAUGCAAACUCAUUAUUACAAGAAUAUCUUGACAAAGAAUUUUGCUGUGCUAAGUAAAGGUGGUACGCAGCAAGUCAGUCUGAUGAAUGUCGCUAUGGAAUUGAAGAAAGCUUCUAAUCAUCCAUAUCUGUUCGAUGGAGCUGAAGAUCGAAACAAACCACUUAACGAGGUCCUCAAAGGUCUCGUCAUGAACUCUGGUAAAAUGGUACUUCUCGAUAAAUUGCUUGCCAGAUUGAAAGCGGAUGGACACCGAGUUCUGAUCUUCUCUCAGAUGGUGAGAUUGUUGGAUAUCAUGUCGGAUUAUAUGAGUGCCCGAGGGUAUAUAUUCCAAAGACUUGAUGGUACCGUACCAUCUGAUGUGAGAAAGAAGUCGAUCGAAGCCUUCAACGCUCCUGGUUCUCCUGAUUUCGCUUUCUUACUAUCGACCCGUGCGGGUGGAUUGGGUAUCAACCUUGAGACUGCUGAUACAGUCAUCAUCUUCGAUUCCGAUUACAACCCUCAGAAUGACUUGCAAGCUAUGGCUCGAGCACAUCGAAUAGGUCAACAAAGACAUGUCAGCAUCUAUCGAUUUGUGUCAAAGGGUACGAUCGAAGAAGAUAUCCUCGAAAGGGCGAAGAGAAAGAUGAUCCUGGAGUAUGCCAUCAUCAAUCAGAUGGAUACCACUGGUGCACACAUCAAUGGCAAUGGUGCACCCAAGGAGAAGAACGGUGAUUUCUCCAAAGAAGAGCUCUCGGCCAUUCUCAAAUUCGGUGCUCAGAACAUGUACAAGACCGAUGAUAAUGCUCAAAAGCAGAAACUUGAAGAAAUGGAUUUAGAUGAUAUCUUGACUAAGGCCGAUGCGUUUGAUACUGAGUCUGCUGCUCAACCUGGAGGAACAUCUUUGGGUGGAGAAGGCUUCUUAUCUCAAUUUGCGGCUAUUCAAGAUGUCAAAGCGGAUGCGGAUGAUUUAUCAUGGGAUGAUAUCAUCCCUGUGGAUGAACGUACGAAAGCUGAAGAGGAGGAGAAAGCGGCUCAGAUUGCCGAAGCUCAAGCUUCGACUUCGCGCAAGAGAGCGGCUGCUAGACCGCCUGGAACGUAUGAAGGGAUGGACUUUGAUGAUGCUGAAGGUGGAAGUAGUAAACCUGGGUCACCUAGCUCGAAGAAACCUAAAGCUGCUACUGCUCAACCUAGAAAGACCACAGCUCAACGUGCUUUGGAAUUGAAGGAACGAGACUUGCGAGUCCUCAUUCGAGGUAUACAGAAAUGGGGAGAUAUCCGACUCCGUUACGACCCAAUUGUUAAAGAAGCCAAACUCGAAGCUAAGAACCGAGUGGUGAUCAUCCAGACAUGUGAAGAUAUAAUAACUCAAGCUGAAGAAGCUGUCACAUCCCAUAAAGCCCAUUUAAGGGAUUUACAGGAAAGAGGUGAACCCAUUAGCUCAUCCCUGAGACAAAAAGCUAUAUUAUUCACAUAUAAGAGUGUCACCGCCAUCAACGCCGAAACUGUCGUAGCGAGAUAUUACGAAUUGAAAGCUUUAGUAGAACAUUUCAAGAGAAUAGAAGAUACUUCCAGAUACCAGAUCCCCUAUGAUAGUUUGAAACCCACAAUGAACUGGACGGUGGAAUGGAGUAUUCAGGAUGACGCGCAUUUGUUGGUGGGUAUUUGGAGACAUGGGUUUGGAUCUUGGGAAGCCAUCUCUCAGGAUCCCGAACUUGGUCUGAAAGAUAAGAUUUUCCUUGAAGAUCCCAAAUCUGCCAAGGCCACUGAUCCAAAUGCACCUAAACCUGGUAUACCUGGACCUAUCCAUCUGGUUAGAAGGGGUGAUUACCUCUGUGGACUUAUCAGAGAAUACGAAGAAAAUCGAAGGAUGUUAGUGGAACAACAAGCUGUCAUUGCCAAUAUGCCCACGAAAGAAGGUUUCGGAUUCGAACAUCCUCCUUUACCUCCUAUCGCUCCUGGUAAAGCCAGUCCUGCGAUCAGUGCCACGACGUCCAAAGCUGAACAACAGGCCAAAGGUAAAAGAAGGAAAACUCCUGAAUAUACGGAUUCGGAUGAUGAAUCUAGCUACGAGUCGAUGGAUGAGGAUGCGGUUAAAGAAUUGCUUAGACCAGCGAAGAAGCAUCUUAAAAAGCUCAAAUCCGGAACUGAAAAUCUUAGUCGAGAAGACAAGAUUGCCGCUCUGAAAGAAUGUCUGGCAGGUAUAGGUCUGCGCAUAGAUGAGAUCGUAGCGGAGAAACAAUCGAGUGGUGAAGAUCCGAACAAAUGGAGAAAACAUUGUUGGGUUUUCGCAUCUUUCUUUUGGCCUAGACAAGGCGUUAACUAUUCUAAGUUGAUGGAAAUUCACGGAAAGAUGGUGGGCACGAUACCUGCUGAAAUUCCCAAGAAAUCGAAAGCCAAACCUAGGAAGAAAGCCGAACCCUCAGGAGAAAGGCCAAAGAAGAAAGUUAAGACUGAAGUCAAGACUGAAACAGCGGGAGAAGAUAUAUAG